GUGAGUCAGUCAGUACCCGCACACUGCCAGCUAGCGCUCUUCCACUGCGAGAGCGAGCACCGAGCAGCAGCGCACAGCAGCGUCGAGGGGAGAGGAAGUGAGCUCCAGCCUGCUCGCUCUCUCCGGCCGGUGCCUCGUUUCCUUGCCGCUGCGCGCCUCGGCAAGCUGCAGCUAGUGGCCAUGGGUGGUGGCGCGGCGAGGAGGGUGGCCGUGGCGGCGCUGGCGGUGGCGGUGCUGGUCGGCGUGGCGUCGGCGGCCGUGUACGAGGUGGGCGACAAGGCCGGGUGGACCGUCAUGGGCAACCCCAACUACGCCGCCUGGGCCAGCUCCAAGAAGUUCCAUGUCAACGACGUCGUCGUGUUCACGUACAACAAGCAGUUCCACAACGUGGUGGCGGCGAGCAAGGCGGAUUACAAGAACUGCGAUGCCAGCAAGCCGAUCGCCACCUGGUCUACGGGCAACGACUCCGUCGUCCUCAAGACCGCGGGCCACCACUACUUCCUCUGCGGCUUCCCGGGCCACUGCGCCGCCGGCCAGAAGGUGGACAUCCGCAUCGCCGCCUCCUCUGAUGCCCCUUCCGCGGCGCCCACCCCCGAGCCCGCAGCCGGCGGCGGCUCCAAGCCCUCCAGUGGCGCCACGGCCGCGCCGGCGCCGCACCCCAACGCCGCGCCCCAGGCCCUCCCCGCAGGCAGCUCCGUCGCCGCCACCGUCGCCGCGUCGCUGCUCUCCCUGGCCGCGGCCGUGCUGGCCUGAGCGUGACCAGGGGCUCCGUAGUGUCGGUUAGGGGGUUGGCGCCAUUGUGAAUUGAAUUGAGAGCUCUGCUGUGUCUGUUGCCGUUUGAGCAGGAGCGCCUGGACCUGCGUUCGUUUUGCUGUUUUGCCCUUGUGGUUCUGUGGAUCCUGGCCUGCCUUGGGGAUUUCUUCCUGUUGUCAAUUAAUUUCCUCAUGCUUUCAUGCUUUGAGCUCUUCGUUCA
Panicum virgatum (switchgrass) is the source of this 973-nucleotide messenger RNA. RefSeq names its product mavicyanin-like. The transcript has 2 exons. Gene Ontology annotation, cellular component: plasma membrane. The coding region runs from base 181 to 753 and encodes 190 amino acids. Gene Ontology annotation, molecular function: electron transfer activity. The record is from RefSeq and is a predicted model, not a curated record. NCBI's taxonomy places the organism in Eukaryota, Viridiplantae, Streptophyta, Magnoliopsida, Poales, Poaceae.